UAGUUGGUGAGUGCAGCGUAAUUCCUGGCUGGAGGGUGGAAGACCGCCGACCGAAGAAGGAACCGCGUGUUACACAGCAGAAGGUCACUCAGGUUGGGUUGUGCUGGAGAGAAGAAUUCUGAGAAGCAACAAUGGACCAAGCAAGGUCAACAAUAUCCAAGAUUUUUAAUGGGGAGCCCCACUCCUACACACGAUUCAACUUGACCCAGAAUAUGGAGGGUGACAACAGUCAGGUGGAGAUGAAGCUGUCAUCUGAAAUAGAUGAGGAGACUGGGGGAAAUGGCGUUGGCGGCCACCUGAAUCACAACUCAAAUCGCACACCCUAUGUGGCUCAAAAGUUUGGACGUACACCCAAGAACCUCUGCUUUAUGGCAGCUACAAUCUUCCUCAUCUUCAUCAUCGGCUAUUUGAUUGGCUACCUGGUCCAUCGGAAUAAGGAUUUGGCUCCCACCUGUGCACCCUCUGCUCUCCGUUAUGAAGACGUUUCUGUCGCCCAUGAGACCGGUGCUGCUCCCCUCAUGGACUGGGAUGAUGUAAAAAAGCUUCUUGCUGAAAAACUGACUACAUCCAGUAUGGACGCUGUCCUUGGUCAGCUGACCAGCAGCAACCACCGGGCUGGUUCUCCUGGUGAUGAAGAUCUGGGGAACAAGGUGAUAACAAAGUUUAAGGAGUACAGCAUGAAGACCUGGACUGAUGAGCACUUUGUCAAGGUUCAGGACCCCCCAGCAUCUGGAUACAACAGAAUAGUUUUCAAGAACGAAUCAGAGGAACAUCCAACAGGUUUCCUGUCCUACAGCGCCAGUGGAACAGCAAGGGGUGCAGUGCUGUAUGCCCAUUAUGGACAGGAAGAUGACCUGAGGCAGUUAAAGGACAUGAACAUCGACAUGAAUAACAGGGUGAUGCUGGUCAGAGCUGGAAGGAUCAGCUUUGCUGAGAAGGUAGCCAAUGCAGCCAAAGUGAACGCCUCUGCUGUGCUGAUCUACCCAGACCCUGCUGAUUACUCGAUCGGCGAGAGCACUCCACUCUUUGGACAUGUCCACAUGGGCUCUGGGGAUCCCUACACCCCAGGCUUCCCCUCCUUCAACCACACCCAGUUUCCACCUGUGCAGUCUUCAGGCCUGCCAAAUAUUUCGGCUCAAACUAUCACAACAGGCAUGGGAAUGAACAUUCUGAGGCAGCUCGGGGGUAGAACUCAGCCAAAUGGUUGGGAGGGCAUCAAUAGACUCGGAGAUGAGAGCGAUGUUAUUACUGUGGAAGUCAACAAUGUCCUUACUGAGAAAAGGAUAAAUAAUGUCUUUGGGGUCAUCAAAGGCUUUGUGGAUGCAGAUCGAUACGUGGUCAUUGGGGCCCAGAGGGAUGCGUGGGGCCCGGGCUUUGCAGCAUCAAGCGUGGGCACCAGCGUCCUCGUCGAGCUAGCGCGUUCCAUCUCUGACAUGGUGGAGAACGGUGGAUUCAAACCGAGGAGGAGUAUUGUGUUUGCAAGCUGGAGUGCGGGAGAGUAUGGGAGUGUUGGCGCCACCGAGUGGUUGGAGGUAAGAAGUGCAUGGCAAAGGUUUAGAUUAGCUGCAUUUUUCUUUUACUCAACAAAAAUAAAUCUUCUCAUUGACUACCCGCACUUUAACACAAACCUGGACACCCGAGAAAACCUGAACUCUGUCACAGCCAGCCAGGUUCCUCAGCUGGCUGUGAGAGCGGGCCAGUUUGCAGGUCACAUAGCACUGAGGCUGGUCCAUGACCACCUGCUGCAGAUGGACCUGAAGAAGUACAACCAGCUCAUACGCAGCCACGUGGUUCAGAUUAAUGGGAAGGUCAAGACUGUUCAGAGGAUGCAGCCCCAGCUGUUGCCCAAAGCUCUGACAGUGCGGUGGUUGAUCAUGGCCUCUGGCUCCUACAGCCGUGCCUCCAGCGCGCUGGCAGCUGACAUCCAGAACAGCGACCUGGAGGACAUCGAGAUGUGCCGCGUGAUCAAUGACCGCAUCAUGACGGUGGAAAGGAACUUCCUGUCACCCUACGUUUCUCCCAGAGACAGCCCCUUCCGUCACAUCCUGCUGGGCUCCGGUCCCCACACCCUCAAAGCUCUGACCAACCACCUCGACUCUUUGACGACUGCCAACCCCGACGCAAACGCCGAGCAGUUCCGCAACCAGUUUGCCCAGGCGACCUGGACCAUUCAGACCUGUGCCAACUCCCUAGCAGGGGACAUCUGGUCUCUGGAUAAUGAAAUCUAGAAAAGUCCUUUUCCCUCCCUUGUUCAUGGUUUGGCCCUCUUAUUACAACUGGCAGUGCUGUUGUGAUUAAUCACCACGUUUUCAGCAGAUAUCUACAAAGUCAUCAUAUCAUUUCCACGAUGUUAAUUUUCCUUUUAUCUAAAAUUCUCUUAAAGCCAAACAUGUUGCAAAGUGGUUUGUAAGCCUUCUGCCUUAAAAGGACUUAACCCUCUAAGAAUCUUGAAUUUGAACAUGUGGUAUUUAGUUAUCACAGUCUUAAAUCACAUGGUGCUAGUAAUGUCAACAAGUGUUAUGUGGAAGUACUACUUUAAAUUGGUGUUACCUCUGAAUGAGUUGGAUUUUUUUUCUUUAAUUCCAGAACAGUAUCAGGUCAGAAUCACAGUAAAGACUGUGUUUGCCAGCUCAGAUCUUUAGACCGCAGUAUGAUAACAAUAAGCUAAUGACUUUGUAUUUGUUUACCACGAGGCAAACUGCUGGUAUUUCUGCUACUGCUGCUGCGGCUUGGUGUUCAAACCUGAGCUGGUUUCUAUUGGUAGCUAAAAUAUCCCAUACUGUGCUGAUUCUGCUACACAACUCAGUCAGAAAAUAGAUUCAGGCAUUCAGCUGCUGAAAGAAGUGCAGAUUGAUUUACAGCAUGCAGCAGCAACAGUGCACACAGAUUUGGAAUAAUCGUCUACUUUAAAUGGGGGGAAAAAAAGUUUUAAAUAUAUGCAAGAAUUGAAAAAAAAUUUUUUUAAAAGGUCUGAAUCAAAUACGAAACACAUUUUUUGGCUUUGGAGCUAAUCUGUGCAGACCUGUCAAAGCAGGGGAAAAGGUCCUCAACCAUGUGGCACUGAAACAGAAACCGUAUGUUUAUUUAUUGUGUUAUUUAUUUAUCAGUGGCAGGGUUCACUAUAAAUAGUUUUUAUUCACGUUUUAUAUAAAAAAAAAAAAAGUAUAAUUAUCGGGGGCAGUGUCUUCCAUAAUUAUGACAGUUAUACUGUCGAAAUGACAAAAGCAGCAUCUGCUAAAAGAAGUGUACAUGUGCACCGACAGCUGGUACACAACAGUUUUUCUUUCCCCUCUGUCAACUGACACUGAACUGGUCUCUGAGCAAUGCCAGCUCACACAUCACACCUGACAAUAUUUACCCGUACCUGUCCUUUGGUGCAUGUACACUUCUCAUCUUGAUGGCAUUAUCGGGAGCAGUGAUUUCCAUAAUGUGAAAAACAGAAGGUAGUUUUUGCCUACCAGUGUGUGCCGUAUCGGAGGCAGUGCCCUCCAUAUUUCACUGUAGGGGUGGAUGUUUUUUAUUAUCGGGGACAGUGUUUCCCAUAAUGUGUAUAUACAGUACAAAGCUACACAUCGCACACGUUUGCAUCUUUGCAAUCCAUCUGGCGUUCCAUGCUAACUUCUUCAGCGUUCCUCUCUAGACAGGCAGGUUAGCACCCAGAGCACCUGAUCACAGAUCAGUGUCUGUGUCAUUAGUGAGGCCAAGCAGCUGAUGCGCUUGUUUUUAGCGAGACGGUCUGUUUUGAAGCGAACGCUGGUCUUUUCUUUGCAUAUGGAAGGUGUCUUUGCUUUAAGGAAAGCACAAAUGUGUAAUGUGGUUACAACAGCGUGUCUCCAUAAUCAGCCCCCACUCUGUGUUAUGGAGUUAGUCUAAUGAAUUAAAGUUCAUUGUACCUUCUCUUUUGAUGAAUUCACUGAGAUUUCCUUGUGCCUCUUCUUUUGUUUCUGAGCUAACGAAUACUUGGAUUGUUUCGUUUUCAUGUAUCAGGGUUCAGUUUUUGUUUUUUUUGUUGUUGUUUUUUUUCCUGUUUCUCUAAGAAUCAAACUGGUGUUAAAACAGAGUUGCUAGACAGAAAACAAAUGGAUGCGAGUCCAUUUCAAAUGACUGAAAGCAGGAUUCUGUCCAAAACCCAUCUGACUGAUUGUAGUUCAUCAAACUUGUUAACAUGAUGCAAUAACCAUUCGUCAUUUGAGGGAUUUUUACCUUAAUCCUGUUGGUUUAUAAUGAGGCAGGUUCUGGAAAUUGCAACUCCAUUUUCAGCACUGGCUUGUAAGAAUUAGCAGAUGAGUUUUGGAUCAAAGGGGGAAAAUGUAACCCUUGUUAAAGAAUGUUUGAAAAUGCUCGAUUAUUAUUGUGCGUGGUUUUCUUUUCUUUGUUCUUUUUCCUUUCUCUCAAACUGUGCGCACAUUUGCUUUGCUUUAUUUCAGUUGUUUUGUUUCAUUGCUGCAAUAAACAAUCACAGCUA
Molecule: messenger RNA, 4465 nt
Organism: Pundamilia nyererei
Lineage: Eukaryota; Metazoa; Chordata; Actinopteri; Cichliformes; Cichlidae
Product: transferrin receptor protein 1-like
Exons: 14
Coding region: 132-2228 (698 amino acids)
Biological process (GO): intracellular iron ion homeostasis; transferrin transport
Cellular component (GO): external side of plasma membrane
Molecular function (GO): transferrin receptor activity
Source: RefSeq, a predicted model, not a curated record